AUGUCGUCCUCCGCAAACAUCAAGCCGGUCGCCGCCGAGGUAGCUCACGCCGAAAAGACUUCCCCGGUAUCCGUUGUCCUCGAGCAAGCUGCUGGAUCCGAAGAAGCUUCCGAAGGAAAGGUCGAUUCUUCUAUCAACCAUCGUCCGGACGAGAUCGUAGAGCAGUCGGCAGAGAAAAUCACCGAAGAGCCUGUCGACAUCGCCGCCGGAAAGGCUACCGACCAAGCUGUCGCGCAGACCGGAGAGGCUAAUGCUUCUGUCGUUGAAGGCCUGAUCAAGGAGGAAUCACCGGAUGAGGAUGAAGGCUUGAUCAAAAACACCGUUGAUUUCUUCAGUCUGGGUGUGAAGGAUGAAUCAGGGGAUUUCCUUUCAGCACCCAACGAACCGACCUUUGGCCAAGCAGUUGCGAAGGCGGUCGAGAAAAUUAUGGAACAUACCAUCGACAGGAUCCUUCGGCUGGUGUUGGAUAGGAUCAUGCAGGAAAUUAACGCGACGUCUCUUGACGGGGAUGACGAGACCAACGGCGAGGCUGGGGCUUCUGCUAAUGAGGAUGGCCCCGACAAGCUCAUCGUUGAGUUUCCCUUCCGUCUGAUUAAGAAGGAAGUGUAUAUCCUGUCCGUCACCAACAACCAGGCUAUCGCGAAGAACGCCGAGCGGAUCGUUAUAAAGAUCAUCGACAAAAUUGUCCAGAAGAUUAAAGAGCAGACUUUUGAGGAGGCUGAGGCUGGCGAGCAGGCUGCGGCUUUCGAGGAGGCUGCGGCUGUGGCCACCGACGAGAUCAAUGCUUGUGUCAACGAUGUCGUGGAGGAGAUGAUUGCUGGCUCCUCCGAUCUCCUUUCCGAAGAUGAACCGAGCAACGUCCCUUCCGCGACUGCUGAGGACAUCGAUAACCAGAUGGCCGAGCCGACCACGGUGCAGCCGACUGGCGACGCUUCUGCCGACGAGAUCGCCGUUGAUCCCAGCGAAAACCGUCUUCCACGCGAUGCGUCGUUCCAGCAUCUCCUUGAAGAUCCCGUCCAGCAGGUGGCCGUGGUGCACCUCCUUGAAGACCCUAGCCAGCUGGUGGCCGCCAAGCACUUCGUCGAGCUGACCGACGAGCAGAACAACACGACCAGGCACAUCACGAUGGACGAUUUGCUCUCCAUUCUCGACUUGGACAGCGUGCGGAUCGACCCUGCGUUCGCCAAAAAGUGUUACACGGGCUUCAUCUUGUCCGAGAUCGCUAAAACAAAGGCCACCGAAGAGCUGAAAGUUGCGCUCCGUAAAAACAGAGUCUUGGAAGAACAGCUGGACGGCUUCCGAAACAUCAACGCGAAGAUGGUAGCGAGAAUGCUUGACGAUGUCAAGCAGAAGAGAGAUAUGGCAAAGACUAUGGAACGACAGCUACAAGAGGUUCAAGUUUUGCGCCAGGCUACUAAAAGUGGCUGCGACCUGCCGAAAUGA
Messenger RNA from Tricharina praecox, 1443 nucleotides. RefSeq lists its product as uncharacterized. Bases 1 to 1443 code for a protein of 480 amino acids. Lineage: Eukaryota; Fungi; Ascomycota; Pezizomycetes; Pezizales; Pyronemataceae. The record is from RefSeq and is a predicted model, not a curated record. The transcript is spliced from 2 exons.